UUGUAAAUUUACAUUAUCAAUGGAUAGCAACAGUAAGAAAGAAACAUUUCCUCUAAUUCAGAUUUCCACUAAGAUGUUACAAAUUAUCCGUUUGUGGAAUGAAUCAUCUGGGCAAAGAAUGUCGACAUUCGGUGCGCUAUUGAUUGCCGUGUUCCCAAUAAUGUGGCUUAUCCCUAGCUGGUUGUUUAUAGUAAGCUCGCAGGACAAUAUCAAGCGUUUGAUGAAGGCGAUCAACGAACAGAUAGUGUUUUGUAUAGUGUUUUUGAAAUUUAGCUUCUAUGCAAUUCAUUUUCGUCGUUGGGAGCAGUUAUUUUACGAUCUGCAACGUUCGUUCAGCACCGUUGUGAACAAUCCCAGUCUCGAGAUUCAAACCAUAUUGGGACACGUAACGAAAUCGACCCAUAAGCUCACUAAAUACUAUUGCUCUAUAGUAAGCUUCAACGGUGCUGCGUACGGCUUAUUUCCAAUGUUGUUCAUAGUGGUUAAAUAUGCCGUGACGGGCUCGUACGACGUACCGCUUUCAACACCGAUUGAAGGAAACUAUUUUAUCCCCGGUUUUCGUACAAACUUUUGGGUUUGGUUGCCCUUUAAUUUAGCCCAAAAUGUGGUGCUGCAGUGUCAUAGCUUUGCUGUAAUUACCAUUGAAUGCUUCACAUGGAAUCUUGUGUAUGCCACAUCCUGUAUGUUUCGAAUCCUGCAAAUCCAAGCCACCGAGCUUUUAGAUCGAAGUCGGGAUAAAAAAGAAUGGAACAUCAAGUUUAAAACAUUCAUAGCUCUGCAUGAUUCUGUGCUGAGAUCGGCUAGGACACUGGAGGCAAUUUUGAGCGGUCAGAUAUUAUUACUUUAUGUUUCUACAAUUUUGGCUGUAUGUCUUGGAAUGGUAGUGCUGACCCUGGCCAUCGAAGAUGUUUAUCUCCUGUUAACAACGUUUGUCGCAUUUGGCUACUGUAUGUUUCAAAUGUUUUCCUUCUCUUAUCUCGGCACUGAGCUCAUAGAGCAAAGCGAAGCAGUAGCGGAUGGGAUUUUCAAUAGCAAAUGGUAUGAGGAGGAUGUAAAAGUACAGAAAGAUCUUAGCUUCGUACUGAUGCGAGCAAAGAAACCGGUAAGAUUGACUGCAGCAAAGUUGUUCGUUGUAACACGUGACUCCUUCACCCAGGUAAUGAAACAGGCAUACACUAUAUUUGCAUUGAUGUCCCAAUUUCUGGACGACAUUGCAAAUUAAACUUUAUCUAAGCAGUGCGUGCCACAUCACAAUAGCACAAUAUCAUUGUGAACGAGCGCAUGUUUUGCUAUGAAUUUUAGUAGUUCAAUUUUAGUAGAUCAAAAUCUAAAUAACCAUCAUCGUCAGAUUUUGCGGAGCGCCUGAAAGUAUACACUGUGAUGUUUUAUCACAGCUUCUACAGGUUAUGGUUAGAUGUAGCUUGCUGAUGUUAAAAAAAUGUUUUCAAUAAAUCAUAUUACACGCUUGUCUUGCUUAAUCCAGUUUGUAGCUGGGCAAAAAUUAAGCUUUAUUUACAUCAAUAGUCAACACUUAGAAAUUUUAAUAAAAUUACUGGUUUACUGAUGAGUUUCAAACUCGUGCAAUUGAACCAACCAUUAUUUUGAUAUAGAAAUUAAAUCAAUUGGAAAUUUGACGCCACUGCAGAGGUUUUAAAAAAUGUAUUUGAAGAAGCUCACUUGCCAAAGUGUGCUGGAAAAUAAAAUCUCUUUCGAGAAAUGACAUGCGUCCUGCAAAUAAUUUCUGGGGAAGGAAAUUGUACACAUUAUGAAUCCAGGCUAAUAGAUACUUCCAGCCAAAUGAAAAAUUGUGCAAAUAUAAUUUUAAAAAAGUUACAAACAUGGAUAUUAGAAUGAUUCGAUUUGAAUCUUGCAAAAAAAUAGUUUUUAUGUAGUUCAAUUUAUUGUUUCAUAAUUUUUCAAUUUGUUUCCUUCAUCCCAGGGUUUCUCAAGGUAUUUUAUGCAUAUUUCCUGUAUUGGAUUGAAUUCGUCCCACGUAUUUAAUGUUCGUUUCUCAAGUUUCGAUAGUUUAUUGAUAACGUUUCAUGAUUAUUAAAAUAGACUAUUUAAACGCUUUAGAAAUCGU
Molecule: messenger RNA, 2083 nt
Organism: Anopheles arabiensis
Lineage: Eukaryota; Metazoa; Arthropoda; Insecta; Diptera; Culicidae
Product: odorant receptor Or2-like
Exons: 5
Coding region: 20-1222 (400 amino acids)
Biological process (GO): detection of chemical stimulus involved in sensory perception of smell; sensory perception of smell
Cellular component (GO): plasma membrane
Molecular function (GO): olfactory receptor activity; odorant binding
Source: RefSeq, a predicted model, not a curated record